GGCUUACUUUUCAAAACAGAGGUUCCAAAGCGCCAGAGAGAGGAGGAGUCUUGUUUUGGUUCGGCCAAAAACAAGAAUGUCGGGUCAUCAGUGCACCGAGAACCCGCCUCAUCUGGAUCCAAAUAGCGGGUCAGGUCAUGUCGAGAAACUCGGUAACCUUGACACCUACGUCUCUGGUUCCACUCAUUCAAAGCUUGCUGUUCUUCUUGUCUCUCAUGUUUUCGGAUAUGAAACUCCUAACCUGAGGAAACUUGCUGACAAAGUUGCAGAAGCUGGAUUCUAUGCGGUGGUUCCCGAUUUCUUCCAUGGAGAUCCUUAUAAUCCCGAGGAUAAGGAUCGACCGCUUCUUAUAUGGGCAAAAGAUCAUGGACAAGAGAAAGGGUUUGAGGACUCAAAGCCAAUAGUGGAGGCCUUGAAGAACAAAGGCAUAACUAGUAUAGGAGCAGCAGGGUUCUGUUGGGGUGCAAAAGUUGCAGUGGAACUAGCUAAGCAAAAGCUUGUUGACGCUACUGUUUUGUUACAUCCUUCUCGUGUUACGGUGGAUGAUAUCAAGGAUGUCAACAUUCCAAUCGCGGUAUUAGGAGCUGAACUCGAUCAAGUGUCCCCUCCAGAACUUGUGAGGCAAUUCGAAGAUAUUUUAGCUUCUAAACCUGAGGUGAAGAGUUUUGUGAAGAUAUUUCCAAGUGUCAAACACGGUUGGACUGUUAGAUACAAUGAGAAUGAUCCAUCAGAAGUUGAAGCUGCAGAGGAAGCUCACAAAGACAUGCUCGCUUGGCUCAUCGACUAUGUCAAGUGAGAACUUGGAAUGGUCUAAGCUUUGGUGUGCAUAUAACCAGAGGAGACCCAAAAUCAUGUCUAUUACUCUUUAAAUAAUAAAUGUAACUAGUAGUA
Molecule: messenger RNA, 891 nt
Organism: Arabidopsis arenosa
Lineage: Eukaryota; Viridiplantae; Streptophyta; Magnoliopsida; Brassicales; Brassicaceae
Source: the annotation of a GenBank genome assembly